This is a messenger RNA of Aspergillus steynii IBT 23096, 3181 nucleotides long. RefSeq names its product putative beta-N-acetylglucosaminidase. The record is from RefSeq and is a predicted model, not a curated record. Gene Ontology annotation, biological process: peptidoglycan turnover; carbohydrate metabolic process. Lineage: Eukaryota; Fungi; Ascomycota; Eurotiomycetes; Eurotiales; Aspergillaceae. The transcript has 4 exons. The coding region runs from base 386 to 3181 and encodes 931 amino acids. Gene Ontology annotation, molecular function: hydrolase activity, hydrolyzing O-glycosyl compounds; acyltransferase activity, transferring groups other than amino-acyl groups.
CUGUUCCGACCCAUCAAUCUGCGGGUAAGCAAGCAGCAGCACCCUAAUCAUCCACCUACCUCCCCUCCCGUACUUCGGCAUUGGAAUUAACCAAAAAUCCGACCUGGCGACUCAGAGCUGACGGUAGAAUGCUGAUCCCUGCCCCGUCUUCGGUCGAAUCCUAGCUCGCCUUGAGGUAGCUUGUAUCAACCGCUACGGUCUAUCCGUUUCUGGCACCUGUCAGCUCCGACAUCGUUUGCGGCUUUGUCUCUCAUUCAUUCCUCUCCCCUCCCCACCACCAACAUCAACAUCCUGUGACUGAACCCACCCCCCUCCUGCGUGGGCCACCAUUCGCCCUGCCCGCCUUCCUGGAAUUUGCAGAGGUUCGCCUCACCCUAGGGCCCUCAUGGCCCCGAAGGAGGACAUGCUGCCCCCUGGCUGGGAGGAUCUAGACAGGCAGAUGGGCCAGCUGUUCAUGAUGGGCUUUGACGGUACCUCCGUCAGUCCUCAGAUUCGCUCCCUGAUUGAAAAUUACCAUCUGGGCUCCGUUCUGCUAACAGCCAAAAAUUUGAAAUCUGCAGAAGAGGCCACGCAAUUGGUCCUCGAGCUGCAAACGAUCGCCCGAGAUGCUGGUCAUCCUGUGCCACUGCUUAUUGCCCUGGACCAAGAAAACGGGGGCGUGAAUAGCCUAUACGAUGAAAUCUAUAUCCGACAAUUCCCCAGUGCUAUGGGCAUUGCUGCGACGGGCUCGAAGUCCUUGGCCCAUGAUGUUGCCGUGGCUACUGCCCAGGAGCUUAAAGCCGUCGGAGUGAAUUGGAUCCUUGGCCCCGUUCUAGACGUCUUGACCAACGUACGAAGUCAGCCUCUGGGGGUUCGUACUACGGGCGAUGAUCCCCAGGAGGUAUCCCAAUACGGCGUGGAGUUCCUGAAAGGCUUUAAGGAGGCCGGCCUGGUGACCUGUGGGAAGCAUUUCCCGUCAUAUGGUAAUCUAGAGUUUCUUGGCUCGCAGACAGACGUGCCUAUCAUUACCGAAUCGCUGGAGCAGCUCAGCUUGACUGCGCUGGUUCCGUUCCGGAAUGCCAUCGUCCAUGGGCUAGAUUCGAUGAUGGUAGGGGGCGUUUCCAUGUCAUCCGCCGGGGUGAACGUCAUGCACGCUUGUUUGAGUGAGCAGGUGGUUGAUGACCUUCUCCGGAAAGACCUGCAUUUCAACGGCGUAGUCGUCUCGGAAUGUUUGGAAAUGGAGGCCCUCACUCAUAACAUCGGGGUAGGCGGGGGCACCGUAAUGGCAAAAAACGCGGGCUGCGAUAUUGUUCUUCUCUGCAGGUCAUUUCCGGUCCAACAGGAGGCCAUUAACGGGCUGAAACUCGGCGUGGAGAAUGGUAUUAUCGGUCGGCAGCGCAUUGAACAGUCGCUACGCCGGGUCCUAAACCUAAAGGCAAAAUGCACCUCCUGGGAGCAGGCCCUUAGCCCUCCGGGCCUUCCCUCCCUCACGCAGAUGCAGCCCUCGCAUACCAGUCUUUCCAAGAAAGCCUACAACAGCUCGAUCUCCGUCGUUCGGGACAAGCAGAACUUGCUUCCCCUGUCCAAUAUCCUAAUGCCAAGCGAGGAACUGUUACUAUUGACUCCCCUAGUGAAACCGCUACCGGCCUCGGCCGUGUCCCGCUCAGUCAUCGAGCACCUUAAUUUGCCUCUGGACACGGUGGCGGGAGAUCGGACGGCCUCUGUUCUAAGUGGCGAAAGUGUUUUCAAAGAGCUGGGAAGGUCUCUUUCCCGGCAGAGAAGUGGCCGUGUAUUACACACAUCCUACACGGCCAACGGCGUGCGCCCUAUCCAUGAGAGUCUCAUAGAUCGAGCUAGCGCAGUAAUUGUUGUCACCGCAGAUGCUAACAGAAACCUCUACCAACACGGCUUUACCAAGCACGUGGCGAUGAUUUGCCGGUCACAGUUUACGCCAGCCGGGGAAGCUCGAGAGAAGCCUAUGGUAGUCGUUGCAGCCAGCUCCCCCUAUGACUUCGCCAUGGAUCCUUCCAUUGGAACUUAUUUAUGCACAUACGACUUCACCGAGACGGCGCUGGAAGCCCUUGUCAAGGUACUUUAUGGAGAAUUGGCCCCAAUGGGCUCCUUGCCGGGGUCAAUCAAUCGGAGUCAGAAACUCCAUCAAGCGCGCCAGCACUGGCUCGUAGAGAAUUGGAAUGAAGAGCGGGAUGCCCACGCUUUGGAUUCUCUCUUGGAUGCGGUCAGAGCGGACUGUACUCAAGGGCAGCGCUCGGAGCUCCUGGGUGUGACAUCUAGCAGCUUUCUCCUGCGAAGAGAGGAUGUUGAUGAGGGGCACUUCGUUGUACGCAACAGCAGCACGCAGGCCCUCUACGGAUUUUGCUCAACAUACUUUUUUAGGUCCACGGGCACUGGCGUGAUCGGCUCGUUGAUUGUUGACCCGACGAGACGAAAACUUUCCAUCGGAAAUUCUCUCCACAACCGAGCUAUCCGGACCCUCCUCCAACGAAAGGGAGUAAGGAGGUUCCAGCUUGGUUCUCGCCUUCCCGGGAUCUACCUUGGCAUUCCGUCCGCCAACCAGGUUGAGCGCAAAAGGUUACGACAAUGGUUCGCGAACCUGGGCUGGAACACUGCCCUUUCGCGACCCGUCUGCAGUGUAUUCCUGCGGAAUCUAUCGACAUGGACUCCUCCGGACGGGCUGGUCCAAGGUCUGCAUAACGCAGAUGUGGCCUUUGAUCUCGUUCACGGGUGGGAUUACGCCGAUCUGAUCCUCGAUCACAUCAAGACGAAUUCCAGGCAGGGGGUGGUAGAUAUCUAUAAACUGGCCCUUGGGGGAGCGCCUCAUUCGGGGAUCAUCAGGGCUACACGACCUCAGGAUGGAGCAAUCCUGGGCAGUGUUGUCAUUUACAACGGUCGGGCGACUUUGGCGGAGCACAUGCCGGCCCUCAAAUCUACACACGGUUCAACUGGCGGGAUUUCCUCGCCGGUGAUCUCGCCAUCGGUUGGCGAAUAUGCUACCGUUAUGCAGGGCCUAGUUUUGCUGGGAAUCAAACAAAUCCGUAAGCAAGGAGCCGAGGCUGUUAUCAUGGAUUGUGUUGAUGGGGACGGCAAUUUUGAUUGCCUGGCAGGGAUGGGCUUUAGCACGCUGCACAGCUUUGAGGAGGUAAAUUGCGAUGCCUCAACAUGGACCAUGAUGACGGCUUCGUAG